AUGAGUGAAAGUGAAGUACAAGAUAAAAAAGCUAAAAGAAAGAAACAAUAGCCAAGAUUUACUUCAGUUAAAAAAGAAGAAUUAGAUUAGUUUUUGAAAGAUGUUAAUGAAUAUAAACAAAUCCUCAAAUCAAUAGGAAUGUAUGAUCUCUGUCAAAAUUGGAAACAAAAAAGAAAUAUGGAAAGAAUCGAAUAAAAGAAAGAAAGAAUGAAGUUAAAAAUGAAAAAAUUGAAAGACAAAUAAUAGGUUAACGAAAUAUAUUAUAAACUUCAAAAAAAUUAAGAAAUGCUCUCUUAAGCUUUGGGUGUGCAUGACGAUGAAACAGUUGAGGAAUAAGAUUAAUCAGAAUAGCUUGAAGUUCCAACAUACUAUUAGGAAUAUAAUAAAGCUUAUUAAAAUCAGUAGACAUUAAGUGAAAUUGAAGAAGAAGAUUUAUAGCAGUAAGCUAGUCUUUAGCUAUAGAACGAAGAUGAUUCAAGAAGGAACAAAUCUUUAUAGUCAGAUCAAAGGCUUAUUCAAGAUGAGCUACUUCUAGAUAAUACCCAAAGCUUUUAAAAAGCAGGAGAUGAAGAUGAUGAUUAAGAAAAAAUAAAUAAUUCAAGAUUUCUUAAUAAAAAUGAAAAGAUUUUAAACCAGGAUAGCAUUGAAAAGAAAAGAUAAUAAUCAAAAAAGAAGGCAAAUUUGAUUAGUAAAUCCCUUAAAAAGCAUUAGUUUAGAAGUUAAGAAAAUUCUGAAGUUGGUGAUAUAGAAUAACUUUAAAAUGAAUAAAAUUAAGCUUUGUAAGAUUUAGAUGGCUACAUAUAACCAAAAUAAAAUAAUUUAAGAAAAACAUCAAUAUCUUACUCAGAUUCUAAUGAUGAUUAAAGAUAAAAUAAUCUAAAAUAACAGAUUUAUAUUAAGUCGGAUGAUGAAAGUGUUGUAAGAGAAACUGAUCAUGAACAAUUUACAGACUAAUUUAUAUAUAAUACUAAUCCUUCUAUGGAUAUUGAAAUUAUGUACCAAUCAUCAUCAAAUAAGUAAUCCCAAUCCCAAACCCAAAGCAAUGAUUAACAACUACAUUAAAAUUAUAAAUUUCCACCAGAGGAUAGCAAACCAAAAAUUUAGUCAUAAAAAAAUAAAAAUAAUAACAAAAAGAGUUAAAAUAAAUACUCAGAAGAAGAUAUCUCUUCUGAAAGUUACAAUUUACCAAUUCAAAGUAAAAAAUCAUCAUAAAUAUAAAAGUAAAAGUUCAUAAAUAAUACUGAUUAUAGUGACGAUAUUUAAAAUUUAAGUUAAGAUAGUGCAGCCAUAUUAAAGUCAUAAAGAAGUUAUAAUUAGAAUGAUUUUUAAGAAAAAAACUCAACUUAAUUAAAAAAAUAAGUUGAAAAAUAAAAACCUAUAAAAAAUUACAUAGAAUUAAAUGAAGACGAUAAUGAUGACAAUUUAAUGUAACUUGAUAAUUCAGAUUAACAAACUUCUUCGUAUGUCUAUAUCCAAGAUUCAAACAAAAAUAAUGAAAAAUAAAAUAAAUCCAAUAAAACUGUAAAAAAUAAAAAGAUAAAAAAGAAAAAAUGA
Messenger RNA from Tetrahymena thermophila SB210, 1554 nucleotides. RefSeq lists its product as hypothetical. NCBI's taxonomy places the organism in Eukaryota, Ciliophora, Oligohymenophorea, Hymenostomatida, Tetrahymenidae. The transcript is spliced from 5 exons. The record is from RefSeq and is a predicted model, not a curated record.